This is a messenger RNA of Lasiodiplodia theobromae, 552 nucleotides long. Its product is annotated as Arginase-like protein. The record is from RefSeq and is a predicted model, not a curated record. NCBI's taxonomy places the organism in Eukaryota, Fungi, Ascomycota, Dothideomycetes, Botryosphaeriales, Botryosphaeriaceae. The coding region runs from base 1 to 552 and encodes 183 amino acids. The transcript is spliced from 3 exons.
AUGGCUCGCUCGGUGAUGUCGCGCGCCGUCGUGGUGCGCGAGAAGUUCUAUUGGCCGGAUGCGCAGCUCAACUUCUGGACCAUCAUGAUGCUGGCGACGGCCGGCACGCUGAUCGGUAUCAAUGCCAUGUUCAUCACCAUUCAGCAGAGAUUUCGCGUGGGCAUUCCUUGGCUCUUCCCUUUCGGCAUCACAGUCGGCAGCUUGACCGUCGUGUUCAUCGGCAUCGAGAUCGCCCUCAUCGCGAAUCGCCGCCUGAUGCCAGGAGUCAUGAUGAUCGGCAGCUUCAUCCUGUUCGUCUUGUUCCUCACCGGCAUCAUCGAAACUGGCAUCCAAUUCUUCGGGUCUGGGUCGGAUGUCAACGGCGUGUGCCAGCGGUACGUAAACAACAACGAACAAUUCGGUCCCAGCGUCAACACUCUGGCUUGGCUGGAACAAAAUAGCAUCUGUCAGCAAUGGCAGGCUAUGUUCGCUUUCUGGAUCAUCGGGACCGUUUUCUGGAUCUGGAUGAUGGUCAUGGCGUCCAUGGUCAACCAGAACCAGUACGAAUACUGA